This is a messenger RNA of Nanorana parkeri, 984 nucleotides long. It is a transcript of the gene OLA1, whose product is annotated as Obg like ATPase 1. Bases 104 to 823 code for a protein of 239 amino acids. The record is from RefSeq and is a predicted model, not a curated record. Lineage: Eukaryota; Metazoa; Chordata; Amphibia; Anura; Dicroglossidae. The transcript has 7 exons. Gene Ontology annotation, molecular function: ATP hydrolysis activity; GTP binding. Gene Ontology annotation, cellular component: cytoplasm.
AGGUGCCUUUGAUAACGAUGAUAUCAUCCAUGUUGAGGGGAGUGUCAACCCAGUGCGUGACAUUGAGAUCAUACACGAGGAACUGCGUCUGAAAGACGAAGAAAUGAUCAUCGCUGCCAUAGACAAGCUUGAAAAAGUAGCUGUAAGAGGAGGAGACAAAAAGUUAAAACCAGAAUAUGAUAUAAUGGGCAAAGUAAAAACCUGGGUGAUAGAUGAAAAGAAUCAUGUCCGUUAUUACCACGAAUGGAACGACAAGGAGAUUGAAGUGCUUAAUAAAUACUUAUUCCUGACCUCCAAGCCAAUGAUCUAUCUAGUCAACCUCUCUGAAAAAGACUACAUCCGCAAGAAAAACAAGUGGUUGAUAAAAAUUAAGGAGUGGGUGGACAAGCAUGACCCGGGUGCUAUGGUCAUCCCUUUUAGCGGGGCCUUGGAACUGAAGCUGCAAGACAUGAGUGAUGAGGAGAAGCAGAAGUAUCUGGAAGAGAAUGUGACACAAAGCUCCUUGUCCAAGAUGAUUAAAACCGGAUAUGCUGCACUGCUGCUCGAAUACUUCUUCACUGCAGGCCCCGAUGAAGUGAGAGCAUGGACCAUCAAGUCUAAAGGGACAAAGGCUCCUCAGGCUGCAGGGAAGAUUCACACAGAUUUUGAGAAGGGAUUCAUUAUGGCGGAGGUAAUGAAAUUUGACGAUUUCAAAGAAGAAGGCUCGGAAACGGCUGCCAAGGCUGCAGGAAAAUACAGACAACAAGGGAGGAAUUACACGGUAGAAGACGGAGAUAUUAUUUUCUUUAAAUUCAAUACACCUCAACAACCCAAAAAGAAAUAGUUUUAAACAUGGAAAGGCUGCUUUUUUUUUUUUUUUAUUUGUACUUAGAAUAUUUCUGUUCUGAAAUGCCCGGGAUCCAUCUCUCCUCUUCUCCCUCCCCACCAAAUAAAUGCUGUUUGUUUGGAAACGAUACGUGUCACCUCACUGUGAAAAUCCAAGUU